Messenger RNA from Rhopilema esculentum, 5612 nucleotides. RefSeq lists its product as uncharacterized. Gene Ontology annotation, biological process: cell differentiation; positive regulation of transcription by RNA polymerase II. Gene Ontology annotation, cellular component: nucleus. Gene Ontology annotation, molecular function: RNA polymerase II cis-regulatory region sequence-specific DNA binding; DNA-binding transcription activator activity, RNA polymerase II-specific. The record is from RefSeq and is a predicted model, not a curated record. Lineage: Eukaryota; Metazoa; Cnidaria; Scyphozoa; Rhizostomeae; Rhizostomatidae.
CCGCCUAAAUUGAUUGCAGGUGAGAGUCUUAGAUCGUUGGACUGACACUUCACGGAUAAACGUUGGCCACUUCAGAAUCAUAAUCAACCAGAAUUUUUUUUGAAGGGCCAAGCAAAGGGAAAACCCAAAUGAAACUCGUAAAAUAGAUUUAUUUGAAAUUGGAAACACGAGUGAAUCCUUGCUGUCACAAUCCAGCGUUGUGAUUGGCUGUUGAAGUUGACGUCACACUCGGAUCCUGCUCUGUUGACAUAUCAGACUUAGCAAACAGCAUGUUGACAUUUGCUGUGCCAAAUAAAUUACACCGGGAUAGCCACACGACAGAUAAGGGUCGUUCUGAAGGCGGCAGGGCAGUUUGCAUGCCUGUAUUAUUGCAACAAUCUUUAUAGCUUCUCAGGGCUAUUAAUAAAAUUAUAUGCAGUUAGGAAUAUGAAAAGUCCUUCUUCAGAACUGAUGAUGCUUUGCACACAGACAGCAAGUCAACUCAGGAGCUUGCGCUCGGAUCAGCUUGAAACAGAAGGCACAAGUGAGCUGGAAAAUCGAUUGCAAUGGCUUGAAAAGUCAGAAAUAAUGGCCGAGGAAGAUCGAAUGAGUGACGAUGAAUUGGAAAGAGGGAAAUUACAGGGCAAGAAGAAAGUACCUCGCCCAAUGAACAGUUUUAUGGUAUUUUCACAUUUGGAACGGAAGCGGCUUGCAGAGGAAAACCCUGAGCUGCAUAACGCCGACUUGAGUAAAAUCCUUGGUCGUAAAUGGAAGACAUUAACUCCGGCUCAAAGACAACCUUAUAUCGAUGAAGCUGAAAGGUUGCGAGUUCUCCACACUGAAACGUUUCCUGACUACAAGUACAAGCCAAGGCGGCGAAAACACCCAAAGCGAAACACAAAAAAAUUUAGCACGCUGUCAGCAAACGAUGUCAACCAAAAGACGAAACUUGCACUGAGUUUGGAUUGCACUUUACCUGCCAUGGCGAAUCAUCCUAUGAAUGCAAGAAGUAUUGCUCAGAAAUCUUUGACUCCUCUGCCGUCGCCACGCCAGUUGUCGCCAAUUCCAUCCGCCGCAAAUCUUGAUGCUUUGCUCGACAACCCAGCGAUACCACCAACUCCAAGCGACAGUCCUUUGGCAAAUCCCGACCUUCAUGAAGUUGAAACGAAAACUAACCUAGGUGCAGAAAAGCUGCACGUUCGAUCCACGGAGGGAAUGACAAAUUUUUACAGCUUUUUGCCCCCAACGCCAGAAUUAAGCCCCCACGUUUCAACCGCCGUUAGCAGAGCUGCUUUCUCGUUCGAUGUUAUUCCAAACAGCGAGAGCCUUUCGUCGAAGGAAAAUGUUUUUCAAACAACCUCCAUUAUGCCAAAUCCAGUAACUGAAACAGGCAGAGACAGUUUUUCGAUAAUUUCAAACUUGGCAUCGAUUUAUUCCACUCAUGAAGAAAGCCAAACGCCUGUGCGCGAUGAUGGUCAGCUUUUUGGGGAUGUUGAUCGAGAUGAAUUUGACCAAUACCUGGGAGCUUCAUUGGAAAAAUCAACGCUCUCGAGCAGUUUGAGGAAUAUUAUCGCGGAGCUGGAGAGCAGUGAUUGCAACAGCUAAAGCACUUUUGUUUGCAAUUUUUGCAAUUCAAACCUACUUGUGAGAGAUGAUCCGAGACUAGGUGAGAUUUCGAAUCAUGUUGGAAAGUGAGCAUCCAGGGUUCACUAAAGCUUUAUUGCAUUACAAACCAUGUCUUUACAUGGAGUUUAUUGUUUCAAAUUAUAGAUUACGAUGUAAUUUAGUAUCAAAGCGUUUGGCUGGCAGCAAAAUGGGUAUUUAAAACCCUUUUGCAGCCGCAUCCUGCCACGAAAUCUUAAAACUAUUUGCAUUUGCUGGUGGCAGAUUUUUUCUCAAGAAAGGAUUGACAAACAAUAACUGGAUUGGUUUAUCACAAGAUCGCUGCAUCGUAUGAGGAUAAAAGCCAUAAUCUCUGGCCAAGACGUAACGGUCUUUUGAUACUUUUAAUUUUUCCUGACAUGGCUAGAUUUCCGUAAUAUGUUAAAGCUCUUUUUGGUAAUGUUGCCCACAAGGGUGUGAGACCUCUGAGGUUUCGCCGCAUCAAGAUAGCAGGACAAAAUAUAUUUCUCUAACUAGGCCUAACUCAAAUUGCAGAUUUUCCUGUUUGACGAAGAAGUUCAGAAAUAUUUUCUGAAACAAUUCAUUUAAUAUUUCAUGCCCUGCCUGCGUAAUUUUCGUUUCAUAGCAAGGCGUAUUUUCUAGCUCAUGCUUUUGAAGGCUUCUUGAUCUCAACCGUGCACGAAUUUUUUUUUUGAAUUGCAGGUCAGGUUUUAAAAACGACAUGUCAUGACCGAUGUGAUAAUGUAUUCUGACAAAUUCUAUCGCGUGUCAUUUUUCAGCUUGACAAAUUCAAACUCGAUCCGUUUGCCGGAUCAUGUUGCAACUGCCAUAGUGGAGUCUCAACUACGUGGAUUAAGAAUUUCUUAUAACUGCAUUUGCCAGCUCAAGCUCAACUAACUCCCCUUUUGUAGAUUAAUAGACCAGCAGGUCAAACUCAACUACUACCCACUGUUGUAAACAACUAGGGUUUUUCACAACCAGACUGUUAUUAACAGUCGAAACAUGUUUCUUCAAUGAUCGACUUUGAAAACUAUUUGAAAGAUUUUUGCAUCCAGUACUUUACUUGAAACCCCCAUCCUUUUAAGCCAAUGAUUUUCUUUCAACAUAGAAUGUCUCUCCAAUUAAUCAAUCAAACGAAAUCCUGUCUUCGAAUCAUAGAGAUUGUGGCACAUGUGACUUUACCGUCCUGUUUAUGUUUUUCAUCAUAGAAAUACGUGUGGUGCUAUGAAUUGAAUAGAGGGUCCAUCGCAAAAAAUCAUAAGAAAUGUUGAGGGGCUAUUUUAUGGCAUUAAUUAUAGGGGCGCACCCCAUGCUACAUAUAAAUUUGCUCUAAACCCACGAGCCCCCUUGCUACACAGCCUCUUAACAACUUGGUUUCCCCAGCCUAUUUAACUUUGGAAAUAAAGGAAAUCAUUAGCAUUACUGGAGAAUCCAACCUCCAGUCCCAUACUUGUCCUCCCCCCACGCCCCCGCCCCCCGGCACCAUGUCAUUUUAUUUGAGUUCACUCAACAAAGUUCACUCACCUAAAAGUUAGAUAGGUGAGUGAACUUUGAAAAGAGAUUUGCAACUUAAUUUCUUCAUUAGGGUAAGUGGAGCUCGCGCGGAAUCCUCUGAAAGUAUCAGGGGCUGAAUAUAGGACAAAAGUGACUCGUUUUAGUAUGCAAAUCCCUGGAAGUGUUUUGAAAGGAGGUGUUUUGUAAGGAGGUGUUUUCUACGAAAUCGACUAAAUAGGAAUCAGCUGAUUUUAACUAUCUCGAUUGUUUUUGUCGGUGUUGACUCAUAGCCUGUUUGCCAGUUGCCUUUUGAAAACAAAGAUCUUUGUACGUGAAAAAGAUUUUAGUUUGAGCCAAAAAUCUGAUUAAAAGCGUCUUGUUUAAUUUGCAAUUCAUUAUUGCAUUAAAAACACUUCGUUUCCUGUACUUUGAAAGCCUAUCCAUGGAAUCAGAUAACUAUGGUUCUGUGUCUGUUGUUAUUGCUUAGAUUUGGUCUUUAUCGUAAUCAGCAAUAUGUCGAAAAUUUGAAUUACCAUGUUGAUCGACUUUGAUUUUGAAAACCGGGAAGUAAAAGAACCCUGGCCCGAUUUAAGUAGCGGCUAUAGUCUUGAUGCGGCUCGGUCAUAGAGGCUCGAUGCCGCUUUCCCACUCCGCUAAAUGCGAAGAGAUGUGAUGUCAUCACUUCUUUGUAGCGGUUUAGGGGCGGUGUUAAAACUGAAGUAUUUUUAGAAGGAUAAUAAUAUACGUGUUAUUUUUAUCGAUUGAAUCGUGUUAAUUUGUAUCACACUCCAACAAGGCUCUUCCAGUAUUUAUUCAACAGGUAGUAAAACAGGGGUUAUCAGUUAGGCGAAGCUGUUAUAACAACAAUUUGCUAUUUUCAAAUAAACAAUGAUUCAUUCACUUAAUCUUGUUUCGUACACAAGUUUUUAAAGCAAAGACGACUGGAAUAAUCAAUCCAUGCAUUUUGGACUGGGUCAGUAACGUAUUCACUGAUAUUCGACCAGAAAUUGGUCUUUUUUACUAUGGUUAACCACGAAUUUCCUUCUGAAAAGGCGUUAAUUGGGGGUAUAAAAUGGGGAUGAUAGAGAGGAAUGAGUCUCGCUCGUAUUGACGAUGUUUUUAACACAUAGAAAGGGGCGAGGGACGAUUCACUCUUGCCAAUAGCGUACGAGAUUUCGCCUAAAACGAAAGGAUUUCUGGGGAUUUUCAGAUAAAACAAUAGGAUUUUCACGAAAUGUGUACGAGAUUUUCUUAGAGUGAUUUGCCCCUCGGAAAGGGGGUUUGAUAAGGGAGGGUUUUUUAAAUAGUUUCGUAAUGCCAACAACAGAGGUGUUAUAGGAAAGGAAAGCAUAAAGGCAAGUGGUUGACCAAAUUCUCCAACUGCUCAAGGGAGCUUUUAAAUGGUAAAAUAUGUGCAAAUUAUCAGCGUAUUUAUAUGCUAUCGUUAUCAAUUAAAUGUUUCGUUCAUGAAAUGUUUUAGUCGCCCAUCUCCGCCGAUGUCCCUCAUACUAGAGUUUGUCUCUUUGGCGAAAGGAGCUUUUAAAGUGGGGCACAGGUAGAAAAGAAACAAUGUCUCAGAACAUGGGGUAUUUUCCCAAAAAUAUUUUCCCAAGGAAAGAGUGUUUUUAAAAGAAAUGUUCACGUUAUCCUGGUGCCCCCAGUUCGCGCCUUUUUACUAAGCCCCUAGGCCCCUACAGGCGCCUGUUGUAUCCCAGCAUUUAGCUUUUUUUCUAGUCACGGUGGAGUUGUUGUUAGAAUAACCCAUUUUGUAUCAGACAUCUUUUUAUAAAAAAGAAGGGUUAUAAACUUGAGCACAAUUAUAGAUAAAUAAAGGUUCCUGGUAUGCACUCUAGGUUUCUAAAAGAAGCUGCUCAUUAUGAAAAUUGAUUCCUCAUGAUUGGCGUCUCAUAAAAAUUCCUCUUAAUUCUACAUAGAAGUAGGAACCUGGGGACACAGCGCUACAUGCCCCCAUUUUCCAUAAACAGUCGUAAAGUUCCUACCUUCAGACUCAGAGGUCCCCUAUUUUGACUACAUUUGCCCUCAAGGUUUUGAUAUCCUUCUAACGUGUACGCGAAUCUGCCUUUUCCUGUAUUUUCGAUCUUGUUGUUUUUAUAUUGAUGAACCCUUGCAUUAGUGAUUAUGAAUCGUAGUGUUUUAGCUGCAGUAUUCCAAUGAAGCGUUUAAGCUCUAAAUAAAUAACAUUGUGUUUCUUAUGUAAAAAUUUUAUGUGACUGUGAAGGAGCGACUGAGGAAACUGUUUCCGCACUGUGUAAGAACACACAAACAUUUCUUUAUUGCCAUAUUUUAAACAUCUAUCUUAAGCCUGUUACAAUACAGAUUAUCUCUAAAAGAACUUUUUUUCGUUGUGCAAUUUCGUGGUCUGUGACUUUUAGUGUAAGUAAAACGUUGUUGAUCUGUAAAAUCCAAUUCGCCCAAUUUGUUCGUUCUUGUUUGAUUGUUGUUGCGAUUUUAGACUUGGUAAUUGGUUCAGAUCGAUGUAUGAAAUAACAGAAAAA